Molecule: messenger RNA, 1086 nt
Organism: Telopea speciosissima
Lineage: Eukaryota; Viridiplantae; Streptophyta; Magnoliopsida; Proteales; Proteaceae
Product: thylakoid lumenal 16.5 kDa protein, chloroplastic
Exons: 4
Coding region: 43-744 (233 amino acids)
Biological process (GO): photosystem II repair
Source: RefSeq, a predicted model, not a curated record
CUGAUACCUCCCUCAUCUAUUAUUUUCCCACCGAAAAAAACAAUGGCAAAGAUCCUCCUCUCUACUGCAAAUUCACUUCCCCCAACUUCUCUAUUAACCUCUUCUUCUUCAGCGACGACCACAACAACAGCAGCUCCGGCCACCAUUUAUUCUCUCAAACACAAUGUGAACCGUCACUACUCUCUUAUUGUUGCUCUCUGCAAGGAAGCCUCUGAGUUCCAAAUUCUUUCUUCAACUCUCACAAGACGAGGCCUCGCUAUCUGCCUUACUGCCUCCACUUUCUCCCUUUCUGGCUUCUCCCAUGCCAACGCUGCUAUCUUGGAGGCUGACGAUGACGUGGAGCUCUUGGAAAGGGUCAAGAAAGACCGAAAAAAGAGGCUUGAGAAGCAAGAAGUCAUCAAGGCAUCCAAAGCAGAAACAGCUUAUCUGCAAGAGGUUGUGUACAAGCUCAGUAAAGUGGGUCAAGCCAUAGACAAUAAUGAACUCUCAGUAGCAAGUUCAGUUCUCGGGUCAAGUACAGAUGCAGAAUGGGUUCGAAAGGUCAAUGUAGCUUUCUCCAAGCUGAGCUCCAGUCCUGAAGAAAAGACUGUAGUCGAUUCAUUCAAUUUGUCAUUGGCUUCCUUAAUUUCAUCAGUCAUCCAAAAUGACAUUGAAUCCUCCAAAAGAGCUUUUGUAUCUUCUGCCAGUGCACUGGAGAAAUGGACUGCGCUGACUGGACUGGUUGAACAGCUUAAAGGCCUUUGAUAGGAAGCAGGAUUCUUACUUUUGUUAAUUCUUUUUCCCGUCCUUUUCCUAGAGGAUUUUCAAUUAUCCUUUGGAUUUCUUCACAUUCUUGAACCAUAAACAACCUUUUAAUUCAAAUGUCUAAUGGUCAACCGACGUAUUUCUUUUGUUUUUGUACAAGUUUCAGUUGCUUGCUUGACUUGCUCAUGGUCUGGCUGUUGUAAAUUGUAAUCACCAACAAGCUUUACCAGAUUUGCUGAUUAUGUUUUGGACGUCAAACAACAGCUUGAGAAUAUAUUCAUGUAUUAUUAGACUUCUCAUGAACCCAUUCAGGAUUGCACUACUUCCAUUGUUUUGUUGUGA